Messenger RNA from Triplophysa dalaica, 814 nucleotides. Its product is annotated as natural killer cell receptor 2B4-like. The record is from RefSeq and is a predicted model, not a curated record. Bases 148 to 594 code for a protein of 148 amino acids. Lineage: Eukaryota; Metazoa; Chordata; Actinopteri; Cypriniformes; Nemacheilidae. The transcript is spliced from 5 exons.
CUAGAGAUCAGCAGAAAACCUUCUGUCCUCACCAGACACUUCAAUCUGACUGUCUAUGCUGGUCUGCCUGUUCCUGUCAUCUCCAGAGUCUCUUCUCAAUGUUCUUCAUCAUCUUCAUCAUCAUGUUGUUGUGUGUUGUGUUCAGUGAUGAAUGUGUCACAUGAUGUGAGUGUCUCCUGGUACAAAGGAAAGAGUUUAUUGUCCAGCAUCAGUGUGUCUGAUCUCAACAUCAGACUCUCUCUACCUCUGGAGGUGGAAUAUCAGGAUACAAACACAUACAGAUGUGUGGUCAACAAUCCCAUCACAAACCUCACACAACAUCUACACAUCACUCAACUCUGUCACAUGUGUGCAGGUCUCACCUUCAUUCAUAAAGUUAUGAUCUGUUGUGCUGUUGUUGUAUUUCUGAUGAUUGUAACGACACUUCUGAUCUUCUUCAUCAGCAGGAAACACAGAAAAACAAAUAAAGAUUAUCAGACCGGUGAAGAUGAGAUCACUUAUGCACAACCAACCUUGUGUGAAAGAACAACACAUAAACCGGAGUCUGAGAUGACGGAGGUGCUUUACACAUAUUACAGCAUUUCAACUAAUUAAAUUAAAAUCAAAUUGACUGAAUUCAGUGUUUAAAACAGAGAUGUAUUUGACUUUUCAUUCACUAUUAAUAUCAUUUCUAUCAUUAAACCCACACAAGUACAUGUUUGAUUGAAAUGCAGUUGUGUGUUGUGUUAUGAUGACCUCUAGUGGUGAGAUGAUGAAACUGAUGUCUGAUAUCUGGAGACUGUGGGUCACCUAAUAAAACCUGUCCAGAUUAAAA